AUGGCAGCGUUGUCAGGCAGAGUUGCUGUGCCGAGGCCCGGCAGGGCUCAGUGUGCAGAGCAGCUCUGUGCACGCUCACUGCAGGGGAACCUGCUCAUCGACGAGGUCUCUGCCAGCACGACUCUGAGUAUUUUUCUUUUCUCCCUACAGGCCUUGUCUGGUGCAGACUUGACCGGCGCCGCUCAAGCCAUGGAGGGAGUGUGUGCUGCAGCUUUCACGGCCUUCACUGUGGCUUAUUCCGGGUACUUUUUCACCCACCUGGCACGUCACAUCAGCCUUGCCUGGAGAGAAUCCAGUCUUUGGAGGCCAAAAGGAACCUCGGAGCCUCCUGUGGCUGCGGGUCUUCCUGAAGACGAGGCCAAAGGGGAGGAAGAUGCCCAGCAAAGUGCCCCUGGUGCCACUGCGGGGCCUGAGCAUCCAGCAUCAAGCAGAAGGGCAGCGUCAGCACCUGCUCUGGCUGCCUCUGUACCCGAGGAAGAGGCUGAAGAGGAGGAAGGUGCCGAUGAACCUGCCCCUGCUGUCAGCCCAGGGCCAGAGCAAAGAUCAUCAAGCUCCACCUCCUCUGUCCUGGCACCUGCAGGAGCUGCAGCGGAAGGCUCUGAAGGAGCCUCCAGUCCCCAAGCUGGCAAGUCAAGCGUGAGCAGCUCGUGCAUCUGGAGCACGAGUAGCUCCUCUGGCAGCAGAGAGCAGCUGGGAGAGAGGAGAGAGGACAAGUACCUGGCCAAGCUGAAGAUGCUGGUGAGCGAGGGAGAUCCUGAGGCUGUAUACACAGAACUGGAAACUAUUGGCAAAGGGGGUUUUGGCCUGGUGUGCAUGGCAGUGGAGACUGCCACAGGAGAAGAGGUGGCCAUAAAGAAAAUUAGUCUCUUGCAAGAGAGCGGCAGCGAACUGUGCCUGAAUGAAAUCCAGGUCAUGCGUGGCAAUAAGCACGCCAACCUUGUCAACUAUGUAGACAGCUACCUGCUGGACGAGGAACUCUGGCUGGUGAUGGAAUACAUGGACGGAGGUUCCUUACACGAUGUCAUCAGGGAGACUCGUCUGGCAGAAGGAGAGAUAGCAGCUGUCUCUCGGGAGUGCCUGCAAGGCCUGGAUUUCCUUCACUCCAAGCAAGUGAUCCACCGGGACGUCAAAAGCCGCAACAUUCUCCUGAGUCUGGACGGAUCUGUCAAGUUGGCUGAUUUUGGCCUUGCUGCUGAGCUCACCGCUGAGCAGAACAAACGGAGAUCAGCUGUCGGGACCACUUACUGGAUGGCGCCUGAAAUCUUCACCAGGAAGCUCUAUGGCCCCAAAGUGGACAUCUGGUCCUUUGGCAUCGUGGCGAUCGAGAUGGUGGAAGGGGCGCCUCCUUACUGGAAUGAAACCUCCCGCACGGUUCAAGAGCUGAUCAGCAGCGGAGGCAGGCCGAAGCUGCAGAAGCCCAGGCAACAGUCGGCGUGGUUGCGAGACUUUCUGCACUGCUGCCUGGAGAGGGAUGAGGACAGGCGCUGGUCUGCCCAGGAACUGCUGCAGCAUCCGUUUGUAACAUCAGCCAAGCCAACCUCCGACCUGAUGCCUCUCAUCAUGGCCACGCAGCAGUUUAUGGCCGACAGGAGAUACUAG
Melozone crissalis (California towhee) is the source of this 1599-nucleotide messenger RNA. Its product is annotated as serine/threonine-protein kinase PAK 3-like. Bases 1 to 1599 code for a protein of 532 amino acids. Gene Ontology annotation, molecular function: ATP binding; protein serine/threonine kinase activity. Gene Ontology annotation, biological process: regulation of axonogenesis; protein phosphorylation; intracellular signal transduction. The transcript has 13 exons. The record is from RefSeq and is a predicted model, not a curated record. NCBI's taxonomy places the organism in Eukaryota, Metazoa, Chordata, Aves, Passeriformes, Passerellidae. Gene Ontology annotation, cellular component: cytoplasm.